Lytechinus pictus (painted urchin) is the source of this 2368-nucleotide messenger RNA. RefSeq names its product probable thiopurine S-methyltransferase. The record is from RefSeq and is a predicted model, not a curated record. Lineage: Eukaryota; Metazoa; Echinodermata; Echinoidea; Temnopleuroida; Toxopneustidae. Bases 218 to 1069 code for a protein of 283 amino acids. Gene Ontology annotation, molecular function: thiopurine S-methyltransferase activity. The transcript has 9 exons.
AGACUAGAAGUGCACACACCCUAAUAGUCAAUACAAAGAUCUAUGAAUAUGAUAAUUGCAGCAUGAUAUUGCAAUAUCUAUGUGAUGUGAUGCUGUUAGAAUAUAAAGCCGGUUCAGAAGCAAAUCUCUUUCAGUGUCUCAUACUGUCUCCUUGAUCAGGUGUUGUGGUAGUGGACCUGUGGUAAUCUUCAUUACAGCUUGUAAAGCAGUAUAAAACAUGGCUGACAGUGAAUCACAUGAAUGCAUUAGGGAUUAUGUGACCGCUGGACGUCAGGCUGUAGAGAAUGAAUGGCAGGCUGCAUGGUGGCUGAAAGAAUACAUCAACAAGUUGACUGGAGAGAAACCAAAUUGUCGGAUACUAGUUCCAAUGUGUGGGGCCACUAGAGACAUGCAAUGGUUGAUUGAUGAAGGUCAUGAAGUAAUAGGUCUGGAACUAGUGAAUAAAGCACUGCAGCUCUUUCUUGAUCGACACCGGAUUAGUUACACCACAACUCCUGUAUCCUGCAUCAAUGACGGCAAAUGCUACAAGAGUAAAGACAAGAAGCUUUCUUUGUACAGAUGUAACAUCUUUGAAAUGGAUAUGAGUCUUGUGGGAAAGGUUGACUGUGUCUGGGAUUGUGGUGCUAUGACAGAUAUACCUCCAGCAGAGAGGAAAGACUAUGCUGAGAUCAUUCUAUCUUCUCUCAAUCCUGGAGGAAGAAUACUUGCUGAAACAUUCACCUUUAGAGAGAUAGAAGAAGAGGACCAUGAACAUGGUCAACUUGAAACAGGAAGCUAUAUCUGCAAAUAUGGUGUUGAUCACAGCAAUGAUCCCCCUCAUGACCACUGCCAAGAUCAACAACAUGAUGGCAAUCAUAAGUAUACAAACGACCACCAUCAUGGACAUGAGCAUCUCAGUCCAGACCACGAUGAAGACCCAUAUCGUCCGGUUGAAGAAGAAGACUUUCAGAAGAUGUACGGGGAGCAUUGUAGUAUUGAGAUGAUUUGUGAGGAAGACAGCAAGGAAGCUGAGGAAUGGGGACCAAACUGGUGGGCUAAGAAUAGAUUACAUCUUAUCAUCGUCAAAUGAACAUAUUUAUGAGACACAUUUAAGUAAGAUUUGUGGGCAGACAACAACCUGCAUCUUGUCAUUGUUAAAUGAACAUUUUAUUAGACUGAGUAAUAUUCACCUACCUGUAAGGCAAACAACAGGAUGCAUCCUGUCAUUGUUAGGUGAACAAUUUUCUGACACACCUUGAAGUGAGUUUCAAUUAGCUUGAGGGAGAAGGGGGAGGGGUAAAAACAGAUGACAUUUUGUCAUUCUUUGAUGAACUUUCACUUGCUUCUCUGAAUCAAUUUAUUUUUGUUUUCAUGACUUUUUCCAUGACCUUCAUGCACGUUGGUAUAUUUAGAUAUGGGAGUGUGGGAGAAACUUAUAAUAGGAACAUGUUUUCUUUGGGUAUCAUUGGCCUCAUAAUUGGUCAAUGGUAUUUUCAAUAUAUUGUUCAAAUGAUGUUCGUAUUUAAGUUGUUACUUUGCCAGUUUUCUGUCUUUUAUUUGUGACAUCAUUUGUGGCUAUGUAUUGCAAUCAAAAUGACCAGCAGUAACAGCAUAUGGAAUUGUUUUGGUAUAGAGUGGGGGAGGAUUAAAAGUAACCAGAGUACCAGACUUUAAUUUUUUUUCCUCUAAGCCAAUUCAACACUCCCUUCAUGCCCCUCCUCAGUUAUACAUAAACUUUAAAGUAUACCUUUAUACCUAUAAGUACAUGUAUGCUGUAACUAAGAACAAUGGUAGUUAUGAAACCAUAGGCUACAAAAUAUUGUUACUCCAGUUGUAAGUUGGAACAAUUAAGAUUGAUUGUGAUAAUGGUUGAUCUAUUUUUCUAGUAUACACGUAUCUCCCUCCCCUUGUAAAUAAAUAAUUUUUCCUGAUUUGGCGAAAGAAAUAAAAUAGGUAAUUAUAAUAGAACCGCAAUUAAGUAACAGAAAAUUGUAGUUUUUCUACAAAAAUAUCAAUUUGACUUUUGCCAUAAUUAGCUUUGAAUUUAUAAUUACAAUAAACUAAUUUAUGAAGUAUGGCCAUGCUACAAUCUUCUGUUGUUAUUUUUGUAUUUUCUUUCACUUUUUUUUAAUCUGUAAAUACUAUUUUUCAAUCAAACUUAAUGUUUGAUUUAAUAAACUUACAUUAUACUUGGAUCAUGAAUUUAUUUACAAAACUUUUUGUUAAGAUUCUAUUGAGAAGGACAUUACAUAUAAUCAUAGAAAUAAUGAUAACAUGGGCCACAGUGUGUUGGGGGCAUCCCCUCCCUACCAAUUUUAACAUUUUUCUGAAACCUCUGGAUAAUCUCUCCAAUAGCAGAAAAAUAAUAGAAUCAUUUAUCAAAUUUAAA